AUGGUAAAACCAAAACAAAAUAUAGAUCCAGAGGAAGCUGUUGUAAGACACACUCCACAUGAUAUAAAAUGUAAGGCAAGACGUGUUUUGCUGUCACAGAAGCUGAGAGCACAGAGAAAGAAGGCAAAGGAGUCUGGUCGUAAAGAGAGACAAAAAGAGAGACAAAAGUUGGGUGAAGACGGACCCGCAGCACAACAACCACGUACUAUAGAGUCGAUGAGAGUUGCCGAUGACACCAUCGUCGACGAAGAGGAUCCAGAGUAUCAAGACGAGAUCGAACUCGAUGAGUUCUCAAAGUACUUUGAAGGCAAAGAGCCAAAGACUUGCAUCACCACCAACGAGAAGCCCGGAGGAAAAGCUGUGGGUUUCGCCAAGCUAUUCCCACGUAUCCUUCCCAACGCAGAGUAUUUCCCAAGACAACACUUUGAGCUUUCAGAGAUUGUAAAGUUUUGUAAGAACAGAGAUUACACUGAUUUAAUUGUUGUAAAUGAAGAUAAAGGUGAAGUUAAUACUUUAAUGAUUUGUCAUUUACCGGAUGGACCAACAGCAUUGUUUAAGGUGACGAGUAUAACUAUGCCAGAUAAGAUACCGGGUGGUGGUGAGAUGACCAAUCACAAGGCAGAGUUGAUUGUUAAUAAUUUUACGACUAGACUGGGACACACCAUCGGCAGAAUGUUUGCAUCGCUGUUUCCACAGGAACCAAACUUUAGAGGUAGACGUGUAUGCACACUUCAUAAUCAACGUGAUUUCAUUUUCUUUAGACAACAUCGUUAUAUGUUUGAAUCAAAGUCAAAGGCAAAUCUACAGGAAUUAGGUCCACGUUUCACUCUUAAACUCAUGUCAUUACAGCAUGGUACUUUCGAUACUAAAUCCGGUGAAUAUAUACAUUUACAUAAAGCUGGAAUGGAUGUCGAUAGAAAGAAAUUCGUACUUUAA
This is a messenger RNA of Heterostelium album PN500, 936 nucleotides long. It is a transcript of the gene bxdc5, whose product is annotated as Brix domain-containing protein. The record is from RefSeq and is a predicted model, not a curated record. The coding region runs from base 1 to 936 and encodes 311 amino acids. Lineage: Eukaryota; Evosea; Eumycetozoa; Acytosteliales; Acytosteliaceae. Gene Ontology annotation, cellular component: preribosome, large subunit precursor; nucleolus. Gene Ontology annotation, molecular function: rRNA primary transcript binding. The transcript is spliced from 2 exons. Gene Ontology annotation, biological process: maturation of 5.8S rRNA; maturation of LSU-rRNA.